This is a messenger RNA of Ailuropoda melanoleuca (giant panda), 1070 nucleotides long. It is a transcript of the gene CISD2, whose product is annotated as CDGSH iron sulfur domain 2. Gene Ontology annotation, molecular function: 2 iron, 2 sulfur cluster binding. The record is from RefSeq and is a predicted model, not a curated record. Gene Ontology annotation, biological process: regulation of autophagy; autophagy of mitochondrion. NCBI's taxonomy places the organism in Eukaryota, Metazoa, Chordata, Mammalia, Carnivora, Ursidae. Gene Ontology annotation, cellular component: intracellular membrane-bounded organelle; mitochondrial outer membrane.
GCUUGUGCGAUGGACCAAAUGUUACAUAAUGAAAUUUAAUGAGUAUAUGUAACAUUGUUUUUAAGAUCCCUUCUUUACCAAAAAACAAAAAACAAAACCCCACAAUUCAGGAUUUCACAGUUUCAGAAUGGCUUCGGUUACUGCCUUUCCUCGGUGUACUUGCACUACUUGGCUACCUUGCAAUUCGUCCAUUCCUCCCGAAGAAAAAACAACAGAAGGAUAGCUUGAUUAAUCUUAAAAUACAAAAGGAAAAUCCCAAAGUGGUGAAUGAAAUAAACAUUGAAGAUCUGUGUCUCACUAAAGCAGCUUACUGAUGUUGGCGUUCUAAGACGUUUCCUGCCUGUGAUGGUUCACAUAAUAAACACAAUGAAUUGACAGGAGAUAAUGUGGGUCCACUAAUACUGAAGAAGAAAGAAGUAUAAUAGUAAUGAAUUAGGAUUGAAUUUAGUUGUGUGCUGUAAAAUCUUAUAACAAUAUUUUUUCAUUCUUUGUGUAUAGAAGAUCUUUAUGGUGGUCUUAAUUAUUGCUACUGGUUGAGUAUUUCUGCCAAUUUAUUUUCUUGCUACACUACUGUUUAUAUUUGAUACUUUGGAUAUUCAAACAAUCAUUUGUAUAGAAAUUAAAUUGUACAACCCUUUCAUUCUUACUUCAAAGACUUAGUGUAUCUUCCUAAAUAAAACCAACACUCUUGGUUUUAACUAACUGAUAAAAUUCUGUUUUUGGCAGUGGGUCCAAAGCUCUUCCUUUGAAUAUCAAUAUUUUCUAUUGAAUCUACACUUAAAGUUUUUUUCCCUACAUACACUAUUAAAUAUGUUCUUUUUCAGUCCCCUUCUGUUUUGCUCAUUUGAAGUGAUUUUUCCUCUUGGCCUUCCACACUUCGUUCUUUUCAGAUCAAUAAGAAAAAUAUUGCUCUCAAGAAUUACUUGAGUUUUUAAAGAGAUAAAUGCUUUGCUUUAUAAAGACUGUGUCUAAUAAGUGUGACUGUCCCAAUUUCAGAAAAGACAUGAACUGGAUAUAGAAAGUUCCAAAAAGGAACAGUUAUUUACACUAUAAAAAAUUUGUUUACUUUA